Molecule: messenger RNA, 819 nt
Organism: Lodderomyces pseudojiufengensis
Lineage: Eukaryota; Fungi; Ascomycota; Pichiomycetes; Serinales; Debaryomycetaceae
Product: putative monooxygenase
Exons: 1
Coding region: 1-819 (272 amino acids)
Biological process (GO): ubiquinone biosynthetic process
Cellular component (GO): mitochondrial inner membrane
Molecular function (GO): 3-demethoxyubiquinol 3-hydroxylase activity
Source: RefSeq, a predicted model, not a curated record
AUGCUACAGAGAGCAUCUAAUAGGACAAAGUUCCAGUCAAUACGAAAUAUAACAACCGCAUCAAUACUAAAUCAAAAGAAAUCAACGAAAAAAUCAAAAAAACUAGAAUUAGAAACAAAUAUAGAAUCAGAAUCAGAAUUAAAAUCACAACCAAAACCACAGCCAAUUAAAAUUGAACCAACUUUAGAAUCAAUAAAAUAUGGUCCAUUAUCACAAGCACAACAAGCAUAUUUAGAUAGAGUAAUAAGAGUAGAUCAAGCAGGAGAAUUAGGAGCAAAUUAUAUAUAUAAAGGUCAAUAUUUUAUAUUAGCUAACAAAUAUCCACAUUUAAAACCUAUAUUAAAACAUAUGUGGGAUCAAGAAAUUCAUCAUCAUAAUACUUUUAACCAAUUACAAAUUGAAAAAAGAGUAAGACCAAGUUUAUUAACUCCCUUUUGGAAAAUUGGUGCAUUGGGGAUUGGUAUGGGUACUGCUUUAAUUAGUAAAGAAGCUGCUAUGGCAUGUACUGUUGCUGUUGAAACAGUUAUUGGAAAUCAUUAUAAUCAACAAUUAAGGGUAUUAAUGAAUCAAUAUGGUGUUGAUGUACUUGAUAAAGAUAGUGGAGAACCAAUACCUCAAAAUGAAGUUCCAAAAGAUUUAAAAACAAGUGAAGAAUUAAAAAAUUUAAAAAGUUUAAUUAGUCAAUUUAGAGAUGAUGAAUUAGAACAUUUAGAUACUGCUAUUGAACAUGAUGCUAAAAAAGCUGUUCCUUAUUUAAUUUUAACUGAAGGUAUUAAAUUAAUUUGUAAAAGUGCUAUUUGGACAGCUGAGAGGAUCUAA